Messenger RNA from Arachis ipaensis, 882 nucleotides. RefSeq lists its product as uncharacterized. The record is from RefSeq and is a predicted model, not a curated record. Lineage: Eukaryota; Viridiplantae; Streptophyta; Magnoliopsida; Fabales; Fabaceae.
AUGAAAACAAGAGAGGAUGCGUGUGAACACCUGUUGAUAAAGCCCUUUUCCCCUGGAUAUACUUUGUGGUUGCGUCAUGGUGAGAAACCAGCUGAGGAGAGCUCUAUUUGCACACCGAUAAUUGAGAAACCUACAACCGAGGUGAAUCCUACUUUUCAAAUGGUGCGCGAGGCAUUUAACUUCACAAUGCCUCAUGGAAGUGACGAGGCCACAACAGGCAAACCUGUAGAAGACGAUGAUUUGGAGUUGUCGUACUUGUACGAUGGUCCAAGUCGCGAGGCACAGGAUUUUACCGAUCUUCUUGCGGAUGGAGUGGAGGAAUUAUAUCCCGGCUGCUCGAAAUACUCAAAGUUGUCUUUCCUAGUGAAGCUUUAUCAUAUUAAGUGUAUGUGCGGUAUGAGUGACAAGGCUAUGUCGAUGAUUCUGGACUUAUUACAGGAUGCAUUUGAGCAAGCCAAACUCCCGUCCACAUUGUAUGAAGCCAAAAAAACUAUCCGAAAGUUAGGGAUUGGAUACAAAAAGAUAAAUGCAUGCCCAAAUGAUUGCAUGUUAUAUCGGGGUGAUGAUGAGGACGCGACCAAAUGCAAGCAGUGUGGGACUUCACGAUGGAAGCAAAAGACGCAAAAGGGUUCCGUUACAAAACUUAAAAUACCUGUCAAGAAAAACGGAAAGCCUCUCCCAACAAAGACUCUCUGUUACUUUCCUCUUAUACCACGACUGCAACGAUUAUUCAUGUGUAGCAAAACUUCAACUGAGAUGUUCUGGCAUAAAGAGGCUGAUUAUAAUUAUGGGUACUUGAGGCAUCCAAAGGAUGCUGAAGCAUGGAAAGAAUUUGAUGCAAAGUAUCCAUUUUUUCUAACGAUCUGCGCAGUGUUCGUUUAG